Messenger RNA from Pteronotus mesoamericanus, 982 nucleotides. It is a transcript of the gene CRIP3, whose product is annotated as cysteine rich protein 3. Bases 46 to 660 code for a protein of 204 amino acids. The transcript has 8 exons. The record is from RefSeq and is a predicted model, not a curated record. NCBI's taxonomy places the organism in Eukaryota, Metazoa, Chordata, Mammalia, Chiroptera, Mormoopidae.
GUGCGGAGCCUGCUGCCCUCGGAGCCUGCUGCCCUCAGCGGAGCCAUGAGUUGGACCUGCCCACGCUGCCAGCAACCUGUUUUCUUCGCAGAGAAGGUGAGCUCCCUGGGCAAGAACUGGCACCGCUUCUGCCUGAAAUGUGAGCACUGCCACAGUGUCCUGUCCCCCGGAGGGCAUGCAGAGCACAAUGGGAGGCCGUAUUGCCACAAACCAUGCUAUGGGGCUCUCUUUGGACCCAGGGGGGUGAACAUUGGUGGUGUGGGCUCCUACCUCUACAACUCCCCCAUUCCCACCCCUGCCAAUACCACUCCCCUCAGCCCCAGCAGCUUCAGCCCCCCAAGGCCCAGGACUGGCCUUCCUCAGGGCAAGAAAAGCCCUUUGCACAUGAAGACAUUCACUGGGGAGACCUCACUGUGCCCUGGCUGUGAAGAACCUGUCUAUUUUGCUGAGAAGGUGAUGUCUUUGGGAAGAAAUUGGCACCGACCCUGUCUGAGGUGCCAGCGCUGCCGGAAGACCCUGACUGCUGGGAGUCAUGCUGAGCAUGACGGCGUCCCCUACUGCCACAUCCCCUGCUACGGCUACCUGUUUGGCCCCAAAGGCGUGAACAUUGGUGAUGUGGGCUGCUACAUCUAUGACCCCGUGGAGAUAAAAUCGAAAUAAGAUGCUCACAGGAGAGGUCACCCUAACUUGGGCCUCCGGACAUCCCCUCCAUGCUCCAGUGGGAGCUACAGAAUCCUUCAGUCCCAUGGAGGUAGGGGAAGGUGGGAUUCUGGCAGCCUGGGCCUCAGCUCCAUGGUAGACCAGAAAGUCUAGACACUCUGCCAAGUCAUCCCUUUCCCAUUCCUAUCUGCUCAGGGGAAUUGGGCCACCCCAUUCUGAACGGUGGCUUCCUGGCCUUCCCAAUGUCUUUCCCCAGCACAUUAUAUAACUUCAAGGUAUUCAUAAGACUUGUCUUUAUCCUGGCUUCUCCAAUAAAAUGUUG